AUGAAUCUAUUGGAUCCACGACAAUUAAUGAUGAAUCCGUUUGCGUAUAGUGUAAUGGAUCCGGCAACGAUAGCAUUACUGAAUACAACAUCCGGUACACAAAAUAGUAGUGCUGGAAAAAUUGUCACGACAUCGAGUAAUUUGCAUGGCAAUAAUAAUUCGGGUAAUAGUAGCUUCCGAAUUUCGGAUAUUCUUGAUUCAAAUGAUGAUAAAGCGAAUACAAGCGGUGAAAAUGGUUGGUUAAUUUGA
Molecule: messenger RNA, 249 nt
Organism: Loa loa (African eye worm)
Lineage: Eukaryota; Metazoa; Nematoda; Chromadorea; Rhabditida; Onchocercidae
Exons: 1
Coding region: 1-249 (82 amino acids)
Source: RefSeq, a predicted model, not a curated record